Molecule: messenger RNA, 1949 nt
Organism: Quercus lobata
Lineage: Eukaryota; Viridiplantae; Streptophyta; Magnoliopsida; Fagales; Fagaceae
Product: G2/mitotic-specific cyclin-2
Exons: 11
Coding region: 296-1690 (464 amino acids)
Biological process (GO): mitotic cell cycle phase transition
Molecular function (GO): cyclin-dependent protein serine/threonine kinase regulator activity
Source: RefSeq, a predicted model, not a curated record
GGACCAUAUAAUAUCCGCUGUAAUUGCGUCUCAAUUUCGCUUAUAGAGUUUGUACUUUUCCUUUUUCCCUUUUCAUUCUUGUAUAAACCCUUCCCCAAAAACCAAAAAGAUUCAGAGAGAGAGAGAGAGAGAGAGAGAGAGAGAGAGAGAGAGAUUGAGGGUCUCGAUGGAGUUUUCUGAGUAGUCUCUCUCUCUUAAUUUUUUUGUGUUUCCAAGAUCAAAGCAAAAGAGGGCAUUCGGAACUGUGAUUUUUGGUUAUUUGGGUUCUUCUAUUUGUUUGAUCGGAAAUAGAGAAAUGGCUGGAUCGGACGAGAACAAUCCGGGCGUGAUCGGACCCAGAAAUCUUCAAGAGGAGGGAUUUCGUGCUGGAGGUGGAAAAUUGGUUUCGGGAAUCGGGCACAACCGGAGAGCAUUGAGCAGCAUAAACAGGAAUAUAAUAGGAGCUCCUCCUUACCCUUAUGCAGUCAACAAAAAUGCCUUUUCAGAAAAACAAGCUGACUUCAAUAAGAAACCAUCUAUUCCGGUACAUCGGCCAAUUACUAGGAAGUUUGCUGCAGAGCUAUCCAACAAGCAGCAAGUUAUACCCGAGGAAACUAAGAAACCAGGACAACUAGCCCCAAAGCCAAGUGAGUUUGAGGAUUGUACCAUUAUAGAUGCGGAAGACGACGAAGAGUCUAGUGACUUUUCUGCGCCAAUGUUUGUGCAACACACUGAAGCAAUGUUGGAGGAGAUCGAUCGGAUGGAGGAGGUAGAAAUGGAAGACAUAGAUGAUGAGCCAGUUUUUGACAUAGACAGCUGUGAUAAAAAGAACUCGCUUGCAGUUGUUGAGUAUAUCAAUGAUUUAUAUACAAAUUACAAGAAAGCAGAGAGUUCUAGCUGUGCCCCAUCGAACUAUAUGUCACAGCAAUCUGAUAUUAACGAGAGGAUGAGAGGUAUUCUCAUUGAUUGGCUGAUUGAGGUGCACUACAAGUUUGAACUAAUGGAUGAGACCUUGUAUCUUACUGUAAACCUGAUCGAUAGAUUCUUAGCUGCUCAACCAGUGGUGAGGAAGAAACUUCAGCUGGUUGGAGUGACAGCAAUGCUUCUUGCUUGCAAAUAUGAAGAAGUUUCAGUUCCAGUUGUGGAGGAUUUUAUUGUAAUAUCUGACAAGGCUUAUAGCAGAAAAGAAGUACUUGAAAUGGUAUAUAAAACUAAAAGCAUUUAUCUUUCACAUUUUCUAAACAACACAAUCAGAUUUAGAAUAUAUGAUUUACUUGUAUGCCUGCAGGAGAAGUUAAUGAUCAAUACCCUACAGUUCAAUCUGUCGAUUCCCACACCAUAUGUGUUUAUGAGGAGGUUUCUCAAAGCUGCUCAAGCUGACAAGAAGCUUGAGCUACUGUCAUUCUUCAUCAUCGAGCUGUGCCUGGUUGAGUAUGAGACGCUUAAGUUUCCACCUUCUUUGUUGGCUGCUGCUGCAAUAUAUACAGCCCAAUGUACUCAUUAUGGGUUUAGGCAGUGGAGUACAACCUGUGAGUGGCACACCAGCUACUCGGAGGAGCAAUUGCAGGAAUGCUCAAGGUUGAUGGUUAAUUUCCAUCAGAAUGCUGGGUCUGGGAAGCUCACAGGAGUUCAUCGGAAGUAUAGUACAUCGAAGUAUGGCUAUGCUGCAAAAACUGAUCCUGCUAACUUUCUGUUAGAGGCCAGAUACUAGCAAAAUGCUCAAGAAACAGAUGAUUCAUUAAUAACAUUUAUUAGGCAACUGGGGGGAUGGGGCGUGUAUUUGAGCAACAUAAGUUGCCCCUGGGUUCUUGAACAUAUUCUAAUUUGGCACUCUCAAAUUCAAUCUUUUAUUCUUCUUCUUGUAGAGGAAAAUAAUUUUCCAUGUUUGUUCUGUUGUGAACGAUGAAAUGAACGUUCAUUUGUUUUUGUUUCUUUAUAAUCAAAUUGUGAGGUUGCUUCUAGCCAGACAC